Penicillium soppii is the source of this 3105-nucleotide messenger RNA. Its product is annotated as CAMK family serine/threonine-protein kinase. Gene Ontology annotation, cellular component: chromosome passenger complex; spindle microtubule; spindle pole centrosome. Gene Ontology annotation, molecular function: protein kinase activity; protein binding; ATP binding. Lineage: Eukaryota; Fungi; Ascomycota; Eurotiomycetes; Eurotiales; Aspergillaceae. The transcript has 3 exons. The record is from RefSeq and is a predicted model, not a curated record. Bases 1 to 3105 code for a protein of 1034 amino acids. Gene Ontology annotation, biological process: mitotic spindle organization; protein phosphorylation; regulation of cytokinesis.
AUGGAGGCCACACAGGAAUCCACUCAGCCAUGCGCUGAUCCUCGCCGAAUGGGAAUGAAUAACUCUGGCAUUCAAGAUGAAGAUUUGUCUGACAUUAUUUGUACCCUCCAUCCUAAUUCUCAUGCUGCUCACGAUGCAGUCAGCGCCACAGCAACGCUCGGUCCACAGCAUAUACUCCAACGAGACAUACUGGAGCAAGGGGGAUUUCACACAGCGGAUCUGGAUGUGGCAUUGAGGCUCUCGUCAAAUGUUCACAAUCUUGGCCUGGGAUUCUGCUUUGGUCGUAAUCGUGCGCGCUGUGACGUGCUUUUGGCGGUUGAUGACGAAGCCAAGCGUGUAUCGAACACUCACUUUCGCAUUUAUCUGACGGGAGAUGGAAUCCUCAUGCUCCAGGAUACAUCUACCAAUGGUACCAUCGUGGAAAAUUGCCGUCUGCGAAAGACCCAAAAGGAGAACAGCCGGAUGCUCACAAACGGAUCAGUGAUCCAGGUGGUGACGGGAAUCGGUUCUGAGGAGGUUCGCUUCGUGGUUCGAAUUCCAUCAAGAGAAGGAUUUGCUGUUCAAUACCAGGAGAAUGUCCGUCAGUACUUUGAACGAGUUCAAGCCCAUGCACCAGCACAAAAGACUCGACAGGGCCCGCCUCCGUCUGUUCUGACAUGGUCAUCCGCGAACGCGUUCGGUAUGCAUUGGGCCGGCGGUGCAAUGUACAACGUGACUGGGCAGAUUGGCAAGGGAGCUUUUGCUACAGUUUACAAGAUCGCAACUAAGUCGCACGGAGCCAUCUACGCCGCCAAGGAGCUCGAUAAGCGUCGAUUCAUGAAAAAUGGUAUUUUGGAUCAAAAGGUCGACAACGAAAUGAAAAUCAUGAGAGACUUGACGCAUCCGAAUAUUGUUCAAUAUAUUGACCACCACGAGCAUGACCGAUGGAUUUACAUCAUCAUGGAGUAUGUUCCAGGCGGCGAGCUGUCAACAUACCUGCAGACCCAGGGCAGAAUUGCUGAGGAAAUGGUGAGAACAAUUGCACGCCAAGUGUUGCGAGCUCUCCACUACCUGCACAAACGCCGAAUUACACAUCGAGAUAUAAAGCCAGACAACAUCUUGAUCGCCUCGCUCGAUCCGCUCAAAAUUAAGUUAUCGGACUUCGGAUUAUCGAAAGUAGUGGAACAGGAAACUUUCUUGAAGACCUUUUGCGGUACUUUGUUGUACUGCGCACCCGAGGUAUACCCGGACUAUGAACAAUAUCGCCGUGGUGAGCUUAGAAAGAGACGCCGUGCUGGUGAUCCACCUCCGAAAACCUCUCCAUACAGCCAAUCGGUCGAUAUCUGGUCUCUUGGGGCAGUUCUGUUCCAUAUCUUGUCGGGUGUUCCGCCAUUUUCUGGUCGCGCUGAAGAUCGAGGUGUCCAUAUGCUAAAACAAAUCAUGACAAGUGAUGCUGACUUCAACGUCCUACGCCAAGCAGGCGUGUCUGAAUCUGGAAUUGACUUUGUCUCUCAACUUCUCAACCGGGACCCAUUUUCCCGCCCGACAGAAAAGGAGUGUUUUCAGCACCCUUGGAUCGCUGAAGUCGCAGAUGUAGAUGAGUAUGAGGACGACAAAGACCUGUUGUUUGACCCUAGCGACCACCAUGACGGCCUUUCAGUCAUCGGUGAGGAUGCAGAGGGUGAGCUAGAUGCGUCACAGUUGUCCAUCGCCGACGGUACCUGGAACAAUCAUGGAGCCGACGGCGAGGACAGAAGUAGCAUGGAGGCAGUAGCCAAAAAGCCGCGGAUUGAGUACAUUCCCACCGAUGUACGAUAUCCCAGUCUCCCAAACAUUGAGAGUUUUCAAGAUGGACAAGCUGUAGUGGACGACCACGCAAAACGCUUAUUCGGUGAAGUCUCCUCUUCGGCUUUGCGAAGCUCUCACGCAUUGGGCAACGUGGGUGGUUAUGACGAUUUUGAUCAAUUUCCACCUGAGGAAUCUCACUCUUCUGGUGAGUCGAUGAUGAGCGACGAUCCCAACGAGUCAAUUAUCUCCCUCCCAGUCGAGCCCUUUGGCGGCACCGCGCCGAGCUUGAUGGGUGCAGAGAAACUCGUUGGGCAACUCAACAUGAAUUCCUUGGACUCCGUCCAGAACUCCAAAGCCGGCGCGGUUAACAGCUCUUCCUCGCGCCAGACCACCCCUGGAUCCGCCAAGGAACCAACGACGCCAGCUAGUACCACCAACACCGAUCCUUUCCACCCUACUUCGAGCUCCAAAGAGCCAGUUGCAUCCAGUACCCAAGAGCCAACUCCGAAGGCCAUUUUCAGGCGCCGAAUCAAUCUUGCACUGCCAGACACGGCCAGCGAGGCGUCCAGCGACAGUAGCGCACGCAACAGUCACCGAAGCAUCGCUCCCCACAACCCUCCUCAGGUCUCAGAGUCCCAAUACAAUCUUGAGUUCGCUACCACCCUUGAUGCUGAAACAGGCCGAGUCAUUUUGGAUCAAAUGCGUGCCGAAGAAGCGGACUCAUCAGAACCGAUUGUUCAUCGACCUAACCCAACUGCAAUCUCCUCUGCUCUCUUAGAUCCAAAGUUUGCCAAACCGCCAAAGCGAUUCGGAAAGUUGAAGACUGUUCCUGGUUCGAUCCUCGACUUAACUCUUUAUCUCGAAGAACGGCUCACCUCAUGGGGUCGAGGCCCAUUGGCGACCGUCAAGCAUGCGGACCCUAGCGAUACAAGAAUCCCAGCCUAUGCCCUCGAGGUUACAUUUUGGGCGCCAGGGAUCGAGCCCAAAAUCGCAAUGGGUGCCAAUUGGGUGGAUGUUCCCGGGGUCAUGGCCAUUCUUUCAACGAAAGCGCGCCACGGCAUCUGGGUGAACGACAUUCCCCUUCGUCGGGGCUUGAAGACCCAGGAUGGCCCCGAAACCCUACAAUUCGGCAAACUCUACACAGGCGACAUCAUCACAGUGUACCAAAGCAAUGACCGAAAGAAGUUCCUCAAGUUGGAGUGCGAAUUCACUCAUGGCGAUAGUGCCCGGUCUCGGCCCGAUGACGAGCCCGGAUUCAUGCUUCGGCAGGCGUUGAUGACCAAACCAAAUGGCGCCAACCGGCUGCCGGCUCAGUCUCUGUGCAAAGAUCGGAAUUGA